This is a messenger RNA of Zea mays, 635 nucleotides long. RefSeq names its product serine carboxypeptidase-like 34. Gene Ontology annotation, molecular function: serine-type carboxypeptidase activity. The record is from RefSeq and is a predicted model, not a curated record. The transcript has 3 exons. Gene Ontology annotation, biological process: proteolysis. Lineage: Eukaryota; Viridiplantae; Streptophyta; Magnoliopsida; Poales; Poaceae. Gene Ontology annotation, cellular component: vacuole. The coding region runs from base 39 to 515 and encodes 158 amino acids.
AUCGCAUCGAUCUUGAUGAAUUGCAGCGAGGAUGGAUCAUGAAGCCAGCGGGCUACGACCCCUGCACGGCGGAGUACUCGGAGGUCUACUUCAAUCGACCCGACGUCCAGGCGGCGCUGCACGCGAACGUGACAAAGAUCGGCUACAACUGGACACGCUGCAGCGAUGCGAUCUACACUUGGAACGACGCCGCCUUCUCCACCCUCCCCGUCAUCCGCAAGCUGGUCGCCGGCGGCCUCAGGUUGUGGGUGUUCAGCGGCGACACCGACGGAAGGAUCCCCGUGACGUCGACGAGGCUCACCCUCCACAAGCUCGGGCUCAAGACCGUCCAGGAGUGGACGCCGUGGUACGACCAUCUGCAGGUUGGUGGAUGGACGAUCGUGUACGAGGGCCUGACAUUCGUCACGAUCCGCGGCGCUGGGCAUGAGGUGCCUUUGCACGCGCCGCGGCAGGCGCUGACGCUCUUCAGCAACUUCCUGGCAGGCACCAAGAUGCCCCCAACGGCGUUCCCCUAACUGCUGUCUCCCCCUCUUCUCUCUCUCUCUCUCUCGCUUCUACCAAAGAUGCAUGUGUAAUUCGAUCGGAAAAAAAGGAAAAGGUUCAGGAAUAAAAGUCAGUCAGGUUUUAAUAGAGAA